UCUGUCUCUUUAAUAUAAAAUUUCAGAAUGGAACUUAAUGUUGAUGCUAUUUCUAAGUCUUUUUUCGUCUUAAAUAUUUCAGUUUGUAACUUAAGAGUAAAGUCGAAAGCGAAAUACCAAAUUUUCUUCCUUGGUGUGGAUAAAAGAACAACUGACUACCGAGUUAAGAUUUGAUGACGUCAUAAACGUAUAUUUUUAGAGUUUUUCGAUUUUGAUCAUUUAAUCUCAAAGAAUAUCAUGAAAUAGUUCAAUUUUUGAUAUUUUUGAUAUUUUCGACAUACCAUGAAAACAGUCUUUUCCUAUCAAAAUUCGCUGAGAUAUUGCCCUAAGAACUCUUUCAAUUUCUCUGAGUUAAUUGGUCUUGAUUUGAGUCUCAGUAGUGCUAUUUGCGUAAUCCUUUAAAAGAUAAGGUCUUUCAUUGUCUUUAGGCUAUAUCUCAGCCAAUUUGGAACAGAUUUAACCGAUUUAGCAUCUUUAGUUGCAUUCUGUAGUGUUGUUUUAGUACACAGCAUGUUCCAAUUUCGAAGGAAACAAAAAGCACAAUUUUAUGAUGUCAUCACUUUUUGACUUAAUUCUCUGCCCCCAGAAGCUGUCCCAAGGCAGGGAGGGGGCAAGGGGUCAUGGAUCUUUUAUUUUUCAGUACAAUAUUCUGUAAAUAGUUGAUAACCCAAUUUUUCUGCCCUAUGGCCUCCCUGCUUUGAAUCUCAAGGCGCCGCGUCUGACUCUCCGUUCCCGAUCAAUAGUUAGGCAGUGCAUACGAUAAAGCCUCCAAGCAUUCAUGGACAUUUUAGAAUCUCUUUUUAUAAAAGCCAAAAAACCAGUGACACAGAUGAAGGUCUCCUUUGCGGUUACUCAUAUAACCAGCGGUGCAUUUCAGUCACUUACAUUGUUUGCAAUAAAUGGCUGUCUCAAACAAUACUCAGUUGUAUUUUUGUUGUAUUUUUCAGGUACACCUUGGUCUCAGCAUACAUAUUUGAAACUUUGCCAUGAUUCUUACGUUUCAUAAUUUGAGGGUUAUCAAACUAAGAAUUUUUCGGUAAUAAUGCCUCUGUACUGCGCAUUCCUAAAUUUUUUUUAGUAUUUCUAAAAAAUGACAAUGAAUAACCAAAAUAUUGUUUUACAAAGCUUUGUCGAUUCCUAGGGACUUGUUUCUGUUUUUUAUUUGCUCCUGCAGGUAGGAAACAAUUUUAUUAUAAACUUUCUUCCGUGGACCGGGCUAUGCAGGAUUUGGAAAGAGAAAAUACUGUUUUAUAUUAACAAAACUUUAAUUUUUAUCCAAAACGAAUUCCCUUUUUUCAUAAACGCGUGUUCCAAUCUCAAAUUCUAUUGCUGACAUGCCACGUUCUAAUUCGCUGCGUAUGCCGCUGUGCAGUACUAUUUUGGCGUAAACGUUUUCUCGAAUGUCGUCUCGAAAAAAUUUAAUGGCCUUUAAGUAACACUUUUCUGAUACUGAUAAGGAACCUCGGAAAGCAAAGAAUCUCAGUUCUUCCCCGCAUGAUAUCAGUAUUUUUAUUCACUUUCCUUUUCGUGUAUUUGAUUGCAAUAUCAAUGCGAAAUAUUCAGAGUGAACCUUGGGCCUUUAGUAAUCCAUUUAACCAACAUCCGUAUGCUUAUUUUCUUGCAAACACAAUGAGGGUAUUGCGUCAUCCUUUAGGAAACAUCCUUCCAGGAACUCAGUAACGAAAUUGAAAGCAUUAUCUCUGUUUACACAGCCACGUUUUCCAUGGGCCUUGUUCAUCCUACUAGUUAACUUUCAACUCCGCGCGUGAAAAGACUGAUGGCGAUUUUUAAAGUCUUGAUCUUGUUCAAUUUUCUUUUUGGAGCACAUUCCCUGUAUUGGAACUGGACCGAAACAGGAGAAACAUUUGAUCGUGGUGUGCCUACACUCUAUGGCUUGCGCAUUCCACAGUCAUUGUUGAAGCAAAUGCCUAUUUGCAACCAAAGCUGUAGUGCUUUGCAGAGGUCCAGCCUUGUUAGCUUUUACGAAAGCACUUGCGGCCCUAAAUGGGUUAAACGGAGGAACUGGAAUACGGAUGUUUUCUAUUGCGACUGGGAGGGUAUUUUAUGUUACAACAGGACAUUUCACAUCAUAGCCAUCGAUCUCCAAGGCAACAAUGGAAUGCAGGGCUUUGUCGGAACUACUCUAGGACGCCUUCCCUACCUCCUUGGUGUAGACAUGGGUGGAAGCAGACUACAAGGUGACGUAAGAGACUUGCUUGGGACACUGAAGAGCUUCUUUAUCAGAUUUGAUUUUGCAAAUAACGAUAUACAUGGUGAGUUCCCACAAAACAUAGCUACAGCUUGGCCACAUCUUGGCAAGAUUCAGAUCUCAGGAAAUAAAGCAAUAUAUGGAACAAUACCAGAAAACAUUUAUUUGUUGAAAGACUUACAGGUUCUUAGCUUAGGGGAAACUGGAAUUUCUGGGUGGGUUCCAAAAAGAAUAGCCAAUCUUUCAAAUUUGUACUUUCUUGACCUGGAGGCUUUGUCGUUAAAAGGAGAUCUUGGAUGUUUAAAAGGGCUUUCGAAACUACGAUUCAUACAUUUGAUGUCGAAUCAACUAGAAGGUGAGUUCCCUAAAGACUUUGGAAACUGGUUUUCAGACCUCUUUGAGCUUCUCCUUCAAGGCAAUGAUUUAAGUGGAGAUCUGCCUUCGUCUCUGGGUAAUUUUAGCGGGUUGUCUCUGCUUCAAUUAUCUGAAAACAAGCGACUUACUGGACGAAUCCCACUUUCUUUUUCAAAUCUGAAAAGUUUAGAAAUAUUCGACAUAUCGAAUACGCAAAUUGAAGGCUUUGAGAAAGGCCUCGUUCUUGGAAGUAAAAAAUUGAGUUCAUUUGUUGCAAAACGGAACAAAAAAUUUUCAGAGUCUAUUUACAGUCUUGUUGGUGCUCUUGGAAAGAGUGGCAAGUCCUUGAAUCAGUUGGAUGUACAAGAUUGUGACAUUUAUGGCAGAUUCGACAAAGUAAAUGACGAUUCUAACCUUAAGAGUGGUAUAUUCAGGUUCUCAAAGUUGGUUUUUUUGAAUUUGGGUGGCAACAAGCAUCUCAGCGGAAGCAUUCCAGACCCAAUCAGUAGUCUUGGCCUAAUCGUUUUUUUCAACGCAUCGUGCACAAACACGUCGGAUGCAUUACCUGUGUCAUAUUUAAUCAAAUUGAAAUUAUUGCAAGAAAUAGACAUCCGGAAGAACCCACUGAUGAAAGGCGAAAUUGAAGAAAAAUACAUGUUGGUUGAUGAUACAGAAAUGAUCGCAGAAAAUGUCGAAGAUAAUAUCAAAUGCCCUGUGAUACGACUGAAGCAUAACAAUUGUUUAGUCAGGAUGGAUUCUGCUUACUAUGAAAGGAGAUAUUGCCAGUGUAAUCCUGGUUUUUACGGUCACGGCGGCACUUGCCGGUCUUGCAUGACUGGUGGCGUUUGUGAUGGCCUCGUAAAUAGGAUGAGUAUAGUCAGAAAUGACUCUAGAGGCAAAUAUAGCAAAGACUUUACUGUCACUUCUAUGAAACCGGCAAAAGGCUAUUGGCCAUUUCCUACAAUGAAGAACGUGACCAAGCUGGUUAAGUGCCGUUGGACACUGCCUGGAAAGGAAGUCUGUAACCCCUCCGGACUGGUUCGUUGUUACGCCAAAAAAGUAUCUGGACAGGUGAUAACGGUUUGUGGGUCUGAUGAGCAUGUAUGUGCUGAAGGCUCUUAUGGACGUUUGUGCAGCCGUUGUAAGCAGGGCUAUUACAGCACUGGACAGCAUUGUCAUAAAUGCCUUGAUAGUAAGGAUAAGGAAAGCAUUAUAACAAUUGUACUGGCUGCUGUUAUGAUCACUCUGCUAGGCCUAAGUAUGUUGCUGCACGUCCGUAACCGGCGCAUAUUUGCUGCCCUGCUUGCAAUAUUUGAAGCUGUUGCCGUGUUGAUUCUAGCAAUUAUGGGAAUAAUACCAAGUUGGCUAGCAGAUAUCAAUAUACUCAUUUUUUUACUAGCCAUUGGUGGCUUUGGUAAAUUUGGCAAAGGUUUGUUGAAAACUGCAGUCUUUUACAUGCAAAUUAUUGAUGCUCUUGUGGCUUCGACUCAUAUUUGGCCAACAGCUGUUUAUUUCUUUUCAGACUUCAUAAGCAGUCUUGUAAACCUACGAUUCUCUGUGCUAGGCUGUCGACUUCCCAAAAUAUUUACACCUCAAGGCAAACUUUUUCUUCUAAUGUUGCUGCCACUCUGUUUAUGCAUGGUUCUAGCAACAGCAUCUUUUCUUUUUCGCAUGACGGCUCGACAUAAGUUGCCUGAUACGUACGAAAAGUUCAAAUACAAGUGCGCCCAUUUGUCGAUUCUUUUCUUGAACUUAUCCUACUUUCCUUUAGUAAAAGCCACCUUUUCAGUUUUGGUUCCUUGCAAACAAGUUGAAGGUAUUUCGUACAUGCCAAACUACGUUUGGAUCGACUGCAACAGCAGUGAAUACAAGCUGCUAUACUUCGUAGCGCUGUUUUGUAUUGUCUUGUAUGUGAUAGGAGUUCCUGUGCUGUUCCUUUCCUUGCUUCGAUGGCAGAGAGAGCACAUAGUUGAAGGGCACCUGACUACAUCGAAAUGGCUAGGCUCACUGUAUAUUCCAUAUAAACCUAACUAUCGUGUGCUCAUGGAGUUUUUCUUGAUGCUGCGAAGAACGUUUCUUGCUUUUCUCAUAACGUUCAUUGAUGAAAACGUCACAGUCAAAACAACAUUGGUAUCUGCGGUAUUUUUUAUAUCUUUGAUACUGGAGACACAUGCAAAGCCGUUUCGUACAGCUGACGGUAACGAUGGCUGCUGGGGUUUUGGGAUGGAAAAUAUCAUCGAGAUAACAAUGUUGUCUGUGUUGCUUUUUUCGUUUAUAGCCGCGCAGACAUCGAUACAAACAAACAGUGAAGACCAAAACUUGCUCUGGAGCGUGAUUAUCAUCAACGCCAUUUUUUCCUUUGUUCUUAUUAUGUGUUUUUUGAAAAGAUUAGGCCAGAGAGAAGGAGGCUACGAGCAGAUAAACGAAGGAGAAAGAGCGAAUGAAGGAUUUAAUCAAGCCGAACAAGCUCAGGUUAUGCAUGAUUAACAACACUUCGUCGAAACAUGGUUAUUUUGUCAAGACAUUGACCUUAAAAGACUUCUAUUGACAGUCGCAAGGUAGUUAUUCUUGGGAUUUUGCUUUCUUAGAUAGUCAAUUUUUGAGUAAACCAUUUAGUUCCAUCUGAAAGACAAUCGAAAAUACUUACGUGGCUCAGGCAAACAUAAUAACACUCCGGAGGCAUUUGUCCAUAGUUGAUUGAUAAAUGACGUAAGCCAAUUUGAGGGUGUAGAAGGGGUUUUGACUAAGUGACCAACAGACUGUUUUACCAACCGACUAAUGACUAAUUAUGUGUAAAGCCGAAAACACACUCCAGAAAAUGAUCCGCGGAUCGGUCAGAUUUUGUGUUGCGCAAGCGCUUUGGAUGCAAAAAUAGUCACAUGACUGAUCUGCGACGGAUCUAGAAGUUGAAAUCAUUGCUAAACGUCCUGUGUCAGGCUGUUUUUUGUUGCAAUUUGCUUAAGAACUCAUAAGAAUUUUGCUUUUUUAAUAUGAAACUAUGAAACAAUGUUAAAACCAACAGUUUUUUACUAAAAAGAGAUUUUGACUAACUGGGGCCAAAAAUCCUGACUAGUGACUAACCUUUAUCACCUGACUAGCAGUAUCCCCCCUUCUACACCCUCAAAUUUAGAUGAUAUGCCCGUAGCCAAAUUGUUUGACAAUGAAUUGUUUAUUUGGAAACAGCAUUGUACAGGGGCUUCAGUUGAAUAUUUCGAAAACUAACCUUGGCAAUAAAGUUCUCGAAUACACAGGGGGGAGGGGGGGCAUACCAACAACUUGAAUCGUAGUAUAUGUUAGUAUGUUUAGCACCAAAUUAUCGCGUUCAAU
Messenger RNA from Rhopilema esculentum, 5890 nucleotides. RefSeq lists its product as uncharacterized. Lineage: Eukaryota; Metazoa; Cnidaria; Scyphozoa; Rhizostomeae; Rhizostomatidae. The record is from RefSeq and is a predicted model, not a curated record.